This is a messenger RNA of Sipha flava (yellow sugarcane aphid), 4701 nucleotides long. It is a transcript of the gene ovo, whose product is annotated as transcriptional regulator ovo. The transcript has 8 exons. Gene Ontology annotation, biological process: epidermal cell differentiation; regulation of transcription by RNA polymerase II. Lineage: Eukaryota; Metazoa; Arthropoda; Insecta; Hemiptera; Aphididae. Gene Ontology annotation, molecular function: DNA-binding transcription factor activity, RNA polymerase II-specific; RNA polymerase II cis-regulatory region sequence-specific DNA binding. Bases 689 to 3385 code for a protein of 898 amino acids. The record is from RefSeq and is a predicted model, not a curated record. Gene Ontology annotation, cellular component: nucleus.
ACGCACGCACACGCACACGCACGUACACGCGCACACGCACGCACACACUCGCAUACCGCCGUCGACGAGUUCCGCGCACCGGCGACUAGCCCCCGCGUCCCGCUACGCGCCCCCACCAACGCCGGGGACGCUCCGCCCUCGUUCGUACGCCACCGCUAUUGUACCCGAACCCGACCGUCGCCGACUAGUGGACGACGACGUCGACGAGAGGGCCUUCGGGGGCAACCGCUUCGCGACCGAAGCCAGUUCUCGCUGUACCGUCGUCUGCUGUUGUUCGGCGUCACCCGUGUUUCGCGUGUCGUCGUCGCCGCCGUCGCCGCCUCCGCCAUCGUAGUGAUUCCACACGAACCUACUUUUUAUCUCGUUUUUCGGCACCGGCUGUCGUCUUCAUUGUUUUUAAUAUUCAUUUUUUUUUUUUUUUGAUUUCAUUCCGUUUUGGUUUUGUUCCCGACCACAUCGUUGCACGUUAUUUUAUUAUGAUUUCAUCGUCGACACGGUGGACGUGUCGCCGUCCUACUUUGUACGCUCCGUAUCGGCGCGGCUGAUGUUGUAGCGCCCGAGCACCGUCGUCGCAUUAUUUGAUUUUUAACGCGCGCGUCCGCGUCACGGUCCCAUAUUUUCCGGUCAUCGCCACCGUACGUUCUGUUUUCACAUUUGUGGCCAUUAAUACCGCCGUGGCAACCUCGAGAUGCCGAAGACUUACAAGGUGCGAAACAUGCUCAUUGAGCUGCAAGGCAACUUGACCCAGUGCGAGAAACUAAACGUCGACUCUACUUCCGAGAAGGAAGUACUGAAAGUCCCGCUGAACAUAAACAGCGAUACUUCUUGCUCGCACGAUAAAAACGUCUCGUACAAAGAUCCGUUGACGGAUAAGGAUGGCGAUCGAAUACAAGGACGAGCGUCACGACAUAAAUUUCCUACCCUACAUCAAGUCGGCGCCGUAGAGCUUGUCGAGAAAUCCACGCCGAUUCUAUUGUGUCCCCCGUCACCCGACUGGAACCCAUCACCCGACUGGAACCCGCCACCGAAAAAGCGUUACAGAUCGACUUUGGACGGUGAUCUAUUGCCGUACGGCAGUAAAGUCAGCUUGCAAAUAACUCGGCAAUCCGAACCGACCCCGGCCAAAGUUGAAGAGGAACCGGCAAAGAUCCCGGAGGUCGAAGUAAAGAAAUCGCCCGCUCCGCCACCGCCGCCACCACCGCCGCCAGUGGCUCCCAAAUGUCAUCAAGUGUCCGUCAUCCAACGAACACCCGUGGCCGUAAAAUCGUUACCCACGCGCCCCGAAUCGCCUUCCGUAAGAUCGCCGGUCGCGGUCCAGGAACCCGAACAAGACGCGCCGAUCGAUUAUCACGUGCCCAAAAAGGAGUCGGAUCUGGACUCAGAAAUCGUGCAGGCAAUCAAAAACAAAUUCACCAUCACGUUACGCGGUCAGUUGGUACCGGCACCCGAUGGCAUCAUCACCGCAGCUGCUGGCCGCGGACGGAGCAGCGCCGGUCAACAAGGCGGUGGGGGCGGAGGGGGAUGCACCGGUGGCGGUACCAGUUCCGGUUCAAACCGCGGAUCGUCUUUGCAUUCGUAUUCGCUGGGCGGCGGAGGUAGCGGUGGACCCGCCGGACUGUUGGGCAACGGAGGCUUGGGUGGAGGCAUGGCGCCGGGUGGAGGUGGCAUGAACCCCGGCGGCAAUGGCAAACAUUUCGGCGGGCCCAACAGCCCCGUGUCAUUGCCGCCUUUCCACGAGAGCCUCAUCAAGACCGGUGGCAACUGCUACUCCGCCCAGUACAACAAUCAGUACCAUCUGAUGAUGAACGAACAGCUCUGUUACAGCAACAACGAUACGGGUCAGAACCCCACGGCUGGCUGUGGGCCAUUUAAUAUCGGCCUGGAUGGUCCGCCCAAACAGUACUCGAUGUUACAAAAUGCUUCGUCGCUGGGCAUCGACAUAAAAGAAGACUGCGAAGAUCUUUCUAGUUAUGUAAAAGAAUCGAACGGAUUCGACACGAUAAUGGCCGACUCGGAAAACGGCACGUCCAGUGACCCAUUGCAAUUCACCGCGACCCUCACGUUUGCCGGUCCAACGGACCCGGACUUCUUGGACAGUCUUAAUGAUGCCGCCGAGUUAUUCUUCAAAGAGCCCCAAGAAUGCAUACCUCCUUCGCUAGUAGAACAACCUAUACACAUGUUCAAUGAACAUAGGAACAGUUUUUCCGAGUCGCAACCGGAAAAACGUAAUUACCUACCGCAAAAUAAUAACAGCAACACCAACAAUAACAGCAAUGGACCAUCAUUAGCGUGCCGGAAUAACUAUGGUAACUGCGAUAUAUCUAAAGACCGGUUAUCGCACGGUAAUUUUGAAGACUCCAAUCAACAAAUGCAACAACUGCAGAUACAAUUGCAAUUGCAACAACCGCAAAACGUAGACGCUUGUGGACAAAUAAUGUUAUCUCCGGGCUUAUCGUCGUUGGAGAUAGACUCUAACACCAGUAUGUCUGCGCCGUCACCUGCUAGCGUCAGUAUGGACGGUACGAUGUCGUCGCUUACGCCACCACCACAAAACGGCAAGGACUCUAGUAACUCCGCUAUGGAUGUUAGAGUUCUGCAACAUAGGGUGAGAAAGACCACCCCACCCAUAGAGAAACCUAAAUAUUCUUCUUUCGCCAAUAAGCUUACUGCAAAACUUGGCCUUCCUAGCGAAUUGCCAUUUGAGUUCGUCAAUGGUGGUCAUGGCAUCAAGAACCCACUGGCCAACCACGACCCACUACCGCCACCGGCCCCGCUUACUAGAGCCCCCGAGCCAGAAAGAAACAAAACCGUGACAGCGCCUGCCACUGUCGUAUCGGCCAGCACUCCUCAAGAGCCAGUCGAAACAAAUAAAAACGGUUCAAAGUUCUGUUGCAAUUUAUGUUCAAAGACUUUCAACCUGCAACGUUUGUUGAACAGACACAUGAAGUGUCACAGUGACGUUAAACGGUAUCUUUGCACUUUCUGCGGAAAAGGUUUCAAUGACACAUUUGACUUGAAACGACACACUAGAACACAUACAGGUGUCCGGCCCUACAAGUGCAAUCUGUGCGAAAAAUCGUUCACCCAACGUUGUUCACUCGAAUCUCAUUGUCUGAAAGUGCACGGCGUGCACCAUCAGUACGCGUACAAAGAGCGAAGAACAAAGAUGUACGUUUGCGAAGAGUGUGGGCACACCACCAAAGAGCCUGAAGUGCAUUACAUUCACCUGAAGGAAAAACACCCGUACAGCCCAGCGCUGCUCAAGUUCUACGACAAGAGACACUUCAAGUUUACCAACUCGAACUUUGCAAACAUGUUGCUCCAAGAACGCGAAGGACUUACGUCCAGUUCUUUUAACUUUUAUCCGAAGUGCGUUGAAAGUUAACGGUGCGCAUUGAGUGUACCUCUUACGCAACAACACUUCUAUGGACUGUAGUCACUAUUCUAUCCAGCGUUCGGUCGUUGGAUAAUUGUUUUCAAGUAGAAAUGUUGAUAUAACAAUAUGUUGUUUGGGUUAUGUAAAUAAUUAUUACUAUAUUUUUUAUACUUGUUUAGAGUAUUAUCCGUACAAACGUAAUACUUAAGUAUAUGAAUUUAGAACUGUAUUAUUAAUUUUAAGUUUUUUUUUUUUUUUUACAAAAAUCGAUACUACGAAUUGUAUUAUUAAAACUGUAAUAAAAGUUUUGCAUAAAGUUUAUCAUUGUCGCGUAGUUAUUACUUCAACGAGCGACUCUGACAAUUGUUAUAUUUAAGUUAUAUUCAUUUUUUACCCGAGUACAGUAAGUACAGUAGACUUUCGAUAAAUUGAGUACCGUAAAGUCCGUAAUUUCGAAAGAAUACACUAUAAAGUUUUGCAUUAAUUAUAUUAAAAACUGUUUUAUUACCUGGAAUUUUUCAACGUAGUGAACGAUUUAUUCGUUUUCUUUGGUCCACUUCGUUUAUCGAAAGUCAACUGUAUUACGCUGGAAUGGAAAAAUUACAUGUAAAUACAUUAUAAUUGAUAGCUUAGCAAGUAACAAAAUUAGUGGUUUAUCUUCUGAUGGUGGAACUCCUAGUUCUACAAACCGCGUUCUGAAUCGAUUGAAGCGUUGAUACGUUGACAAAAAAAAAUGUACCUCGUACCAAAGUCUUCUGUAUUUUCUUGUAUCUCUUGUAGUUAGUGUCGUGAAAACAGGGUAGGCAUUUUCACACGAAACUAGGAUACAAAUUAUUGAGGAAAAAUAUUAAUUUGCUCGUGUUAUUAUACGUUUAGAAAUUACCUCAAACAGAAAAAAGACACGAAUGUAUGUGUCUUGUUAACGGCGCUGUUUGUGGUUUAUGGGCUCUCAAUAGAUAUUCUGUACGACCCUUUUUUCUUUUUAUUCAUGAUGACGAGUAAAUUAUAUUGAUAAAAGAGCAAAUUUUGGGACGGGUAGUGAUAUCCUAAUGUGUUUAUAACCUCAACGGGUUGAAUAUAAACUAUUUAUAAAAUUCAUAAUAUUAAGUAUAGUUUUUAUUAAUUUAUAAUUUGCAAAAUAAAAAAAAAAUAUCUGGGAAAGGAUUCGCAUUUUUCUAGAGUAGGUACAUUAAGUAGUACCUAGUAAAUAUUAAGUAGCAUAUUUACUGUGAAUAUAACCUGUGAUACGUUUAAUUUUGUUCUAAAACACAUCCUAACUACAUUUGUAUUAUUAUGAUCGUUUUAACGUUAUGUGAACAAUAUUA